AUGGCGCCGGCGCGCCCCCACGCCCGCCCGCGGGCGGGCGCCCGGCCGGGGCGGCGGGGCCUCGGCGCCGCGGCGGGCGCCGCGGCGGGCGCCGCGGCGGCCGCCGCGGCGGCCGCCUGGGGCCCGGCGGCGCGGCGGCGCCGCGGCGGGCCUCGCCGCGGCCGGCGGGCGCGGCGCGCGCGCGGCGCCGGCGCCGGGCGCGCCGGCGCCCCGCGGCGUCGGAGGGGGCCGCUGUGCCGCGCCGUGGCGCGCGCUGCGCAGGCGCGGGCGGCCGAGCGCGGGCGCGGGGAGGCGGUCGGCGCGUGCAGCGAGCGCCGGGGCGCGGCCGCGGGCCGGGAGGUGAGCCUGGUGGCGGUCUCGAAGACGAAAUCGGCAGAGGCCAUCGGCGCUGCUCAUGCCGCGGGGCAGGUGGUCUUCGGGGAGAACUACGUCCAGGAGCUGCUCGGCAAGGCGCCGCUGGUUCCUGCGGCUGUGCGCUGGCACUUCAUCGGCAAGCUGCAGUCCAACAAGGUGCGCGCCUUGCUUGCUGGAGUGCCAAACCUGGUAGCGGUGGAGACGGUGAGCUCUGUCAAGCUGGCGGACAAGCUGGCCGCGGCGGCGCAGGAGCUAGGCUGGGGGGUCGACGGCGUGGAGCCCCUGGGCGCCUACGUGCAGGUGGACACCAGCGGCGAGGCCUCCAAGAACGGCGUCCCCCCCGAAGAGGCGCCGGCGCUCGCGGCGCACGUCGCCCGCGCCUGUGCGGGCGGCCUGCGCCUGCGGGGCCUGAUGACCAUCGGGGCGCCGGGCGACCCCGGCGCGUUCGACAGGCUGGCGCGGGCGCGGGAGGCGGUGUCGCGUGAGCUCGGCGUCCAGCCUGGCACGCUGGAGCUGAGCAUGGGCAUGUCCGGGGAUUUCGAGGAGGCCAUCCAGCGAGGGUCCACCUCCGUGCGCGUCGGGUCGCUGAUCUUCGGCGCGCGCCAACCGAGGGCGCCGGCAGCGUGA
Prorocentrum cordatum is the source of this 981-nucleotide messenger RNA. NCBI's taxonomy places the organism in Eukaryota, Dinophyceae, Prorocentrales, Prorocentraceae. The record is from the annotation of a GenBank genome assembly.